Cuculus canorus (common cuckoo) is the source of this 5427-nucleotide messenger RNA. RefSeq names its product embigin (gene EMB). Lineage: Eukaryota; Metazoa; Chordata; Aves; Cuculiformes; Cuculidae. The transcript has 11 exons. The record is from RefSeq and is a predicted model, not a curated record. The coding region runs from base 264 to 1358 and encodes 364 amino acids.
CAAAGGGCAGGGACGGACAGCCUCCUCCAGCCACGGCCCUGCGGCCGCCGAGCGCUCCCCGAGCACAGGUGCUCCGCAGCCGCACACCCAGCCGGGACGCAGCUCGCAGCCGCCCCCGGCCCGACGCACGGCCGGCAGCGCCCGGCGGCAGCUCCAGCCUCGCCCACGCCCUUCCUUCCGCCGCAUAAAGCCCGGCGGCGGCUGCUCGGCCUCCUGCGGGGUGCGAUCGUGCUGCAGAGCCCGGGGAUCCCUCGGGGGACACCAUGCCUGCCGCCUGCUCCGGGCAGCGCCUGCUGCUGCUGCUGUGCCUCGGCCUCUCGGCCGGCAGCCCCGCAGACCCAGCUGCGACAACAAAAGGUGCCCUUCAGUCUCAGGCAAGCUCUCUGACUAAGGUGCAAGCUGGACUUCAUGAAUCAUCUCCUGAGCCCAUAACAACUGCACAAGCUGUCAGCUGGCAAACUCAGGGGAGCCCUUCAGAUCAUUUGACGCUUGGACAUACUAUAUCUGCACCUGGUCCAGAACUUGCCACGCAAGAGUUCAAGGAGGCAACCAAAGAUAACAUCACUUUCACAAAGUAUGAGGCACUGCUUCCUGGAGUUUCUGGAACUUCUGUGGAAAAAUAUAUCACUUUGGACAGUGCAGCUAGAAUUGAACUUUCAUGCAGAUUGGACAAUAAAAAUUCUCAUUUGCAAAGUCUUCAAGUGAUUUGGAAGAAAGGAAAUGAAACAAUCGGACACAUCAAUAAAACUGAAAACAGCUGGAGCAUCAAAUUGCGGAUCUUGGAUAGCAGUAACUUGGGAAGUUAUAGUUGUUCUCUGAAAAGCAAAGAAGAAAUUGGCGCUGCGUUUCAUUUACAAGUACCAAAAAUUGAAGGAAGAGAAAAACCCAUAGUCAGUUAUGGAGGUGAUACAGGUGUAAUGACGUGUGAGAGUUCUGACUAUAUUCCCAUUGCUUGGAGUUGGUAUAUGACCAAUGGAAGUGAACAGAUUGCCCUUAAUGACUCACUGCGAGACAAGUAUGUAAUUAAUAUCAUAUCUGCCAAUGUAACGCAGCUGAAGAUACUGAACCUCACCGAGGAAGAUGAUGGUGAAUAUUGGUGUGAAGCUGCUUUUGAACUAGGGGAAAGCAGAGCGAGCGUGAGGCUUAAAGUUUUGUCCUUUAUGGUGCCUCUCAAACCGUUUCUGGCAAUUGUGUCUGAAGCUGUUAUUUUAGUAACUAUCAUUUUCCUUUAUGAGAUAUAUUCGAAAAAGAAAGAGAAGCAUGCAGAAGAUGAAAAAGAAUUUGACCAAGUUGAGCAACUUAAAUCUGAAGACAGCAAUGGUCUGGAAAACAGUAGUGCUAGGCACAGAAGAAUUUAAUCUGGUUCCUAAAAGGAGAUCUAAGCCAACAGAAGUAGAAAUCUUUGCAAAGCUACGGAAGAUGUAUGCGGCUAUGCAUUUUAAGCACCCAUGAUGCUUCUAAGUAAACUCAGUAAUGCUUUAAAAAUAGCUAUAAAACUGUUCGUUUUAUACAGACAGGUAUCUGUUCUAAUAGACUAUAUGUAGACCUUUGUCUGUAACAUUGUUUCAUCAUUUUACUACUAAAAGGCAGUUUUUCUGUGAUUAGACUUCCUGUUUUAUGACUGAUCUGUUGAAUUUUGUCCUAAAUCUCAACUAACCUUGCAUUCACUGAAGAAACGGGUAAUAUAAAUGGGCCUUUUAUAUAAGGGUUAUGAAGCUGGAAUUGUAAGAUCAAAAAAGUAUUUCUACCAAAGAAAAUGCCUUUUCCUAGUGGUUGAAGCAAACGUGACACAGCCAUUGUUACCAAAGAAAUGCUCAAAGAGAAAUCUUUAUUAUAAUUUAAAUGAAACAUUAACAGUUUUGCAGUUUGCUCUGAACAGCAAGAUGUCUUCAUUCCAAUUUUUUUUAGCUUCAUUUAAAUGAGAAACAAGUACAUUCUGAAUACUUGAGAUGAAUUUUGAUAUGUCCUGCCGUAUGUCUGUGCUAUUAUACUGUAAUUGUAAAUAGGCUAAACACAUAAAUAUUAUACAGAAUAGUUGUUUUAGAAGUAUUUCAGAAUAGCUGAAAGAAGCAAAGGGGAUAUAAUACCAUAUCAGAAUAUAACUGAAAUAAUUCCUUACGCUUGCACAAAUUACUGCAGGAUCUGAGGACUGCAAAACCAGUUUUGUGAUUAUAAUUCAUAUAGAACUCAGAAAUUUCAUGUAUACCUAUAUGAUUCUCAUCGUACAUCCUGUCUAGUUGGUAUUUUUACAUGCAGCGUACUGUAUUGUUCCUUAAACUCUUCUCAGAGCAUAGAGAAGGUCUUGAGCAGCUAAAAUUUUCAGGGUUGUAGGAUAAAGCAACACGAAUACCACUGAUUCUGCUGUUAAGACUUGUGACAUUGCUUUACAAGAGCUGGAUGUCAUAACUUCAAAUAUACCACUUAUUUACAUUCAGCAACUGAAAAUUGUUCAGCUAAUAGAAAAGCAUUUGAUUGCAUUAGUUGCCUUUGCUUGCUAAUACAAAAGGAAAGUAAGAAACUUCUAUUUUCGGAAAGGAGAAGUGAAGCCUUUAGAAGAAUUUCUUCUCUCAAUAAAAAUAUAAGGAAAAAAACAGGCAGCACUUGCAAACUCCGUAGGGAAGGAGUAGGAAAAAAACAAUCUGCAAAUAGAAUUUCCUCAUAUUGGUAAUGUCUCUUUGAACAUAAAUAAAGGAAAACAGAAUAAUAAAAGAGAAAAUAGAUCUAAUUCCCUUCCUUUAUUUUUUCUAUUCUACUGCGGUUAUAGGUUUGAAAAUAUCAAAGUCUAGACCUGGCUGCUUUGUUGGAGAUGGGGAUAAAAUCCAGUCUGAUUUAUGCUUUUUUAUGUUUUCGUAGUUAAUAGUCUGAUCAAUGGGUUUUGUUUUCUUAGUUUAUUUUGCAGCGAAGUCCAAAGAAAAAGCAGUGGGAAGUAUAUAAGCAUCAAGUGAUUGACAAUAAGAGCUGAACACUGAUAAAGAUUUCCCUUGCUAACAUACUGUGUUUAUUGUAUUUGCCUUGGAGUUUCUAUGCACUGUACAAACAAUGCAUUUACAGGUUUUUAUAUGAAUUUGUCAUUGAUAUAACAGGAUUUUUGUUACAGUUACUAGAUAUUUGCAGUUUAAAAAUUACUUCUGUAUAUUAAUCAUUUGCAACGUAACUUUAUUUUUUGUAGAAAAUAGGUUUUUGAUAAAAUUCAGUAAUAAAAAAGUAAGCUUACUUACAGAUCUAAUUAGAUUAUGAAUAAAGAAAAAUUAUCUUUUGCAAGAAAGAGAAGGCCAGGUACUAUCUGGAAAAAAACCCCCACAUUUUAAUCAGAAAUGGUAACAACUUCUACGUUCACUUGAGGAUUCCUACCUGAUCUUGCAAAUUGUGGUAUGAAGUCUUGGCCAGCAUAGGCAAGUUACUUUUUUGGUGUUGGCAAGCAGGGGCUGCAGGGACUGGAGACUCUGGAUUAAGCAUGGAUUUUAGAUCUAGAUGUUUUCCUCGUAUCAGGACUGUGUUAGAGUUUACUGCUGUAACUGUGGUUUUAGCUUGACUUGUCUGCAGCGUGUUCCACUUGCCCUGUCUGCAAGGGGUUUGGUGUUUAUUUUUAGUUUGACAAGUACUUCCAAAUUGUAAGCUCAGAUAGAACUGUAUGACUUUCCUUAGGAUGGAGACCUCAGAAUUACCCAGUAAGGAACCAAGAUAAUUAAGUGGUUGGCUAUAGGUCGUUGGACACACAGUUUUGAGGAAGAGAGAAAAAAGCCUAUCAAUAGUGAUACAGAAAUCAGCAUCCAUGUGCCUCUCUUUUUCAGCCAAAGAAAACGAAGUUUAUAUUCUGCUGUUAAAUUCACCCUUGAAACUUUGAAACGCUGGCUGCUGAGUAAUUGAAAUUAGAAAGAAACUCAUGGGUGUAGCUAAUGUAGGAGGAAAUUUUCAGUUGAGUCGUUCUGUAAGUGUACCCGUCCUGUGCAGGCUGACCACAGUUAACCACAUUAUAUAGCAAUUCUAGCUGGGAGGUCUCCAAAAAUAGGAUGGGGCAAGAAGCGAAGAAAGUUGAGAACGGUUGUAGGGACAUAGGAAGAACCUUUAGUUAUUCUAUAGGGGUUUUGAGGGACAGAGAGCAGAAGCUGAGAUGACUUGAAAUUAGAUGUCUACAGGGAACUAAGAGUACAGAUCUGUGGGAUCAGCAAGGGUUUUCCAGCUGUGCCAUUCAGUGUUUGUGUAGGAAGUUCUAUAUGGUGACUGAAUAUAAUCUGCCAUUGCUAAGGACUUACACAGGUGAAAACACAAAGCCAAGUGAUAGUUUUCAUAAGAGGAUUGGAAGUUAUAUUCUAGGAAAAAAAUUCUCUGCUGAUUAAGUACUUUUGAAGUAGCAUUACUUUCUUGUGCUACAACAUGCAUAUAAAAUGCAGUAAACAAUUCUUCAUGAAAAAUAAUCCAAGUUCCAAACUUUACAACUUGUUACUGAAACUCUUUGAAUUGUCUAGAUUUACUGUUGAUAAGAGUAGUUUUUCUAGUUGAAUUUUUAGGACUUCAAACCUGUUAUGUUGUUCCGUCUUAGCCAAAAUGAUUUUUCUUCCAUACAGAAAUAUGAUCUGAUUUGUUUUCCCAUUCAGUCUUUUAUUUAAAUAAAGACUUUUGUUCUUUUUUAUUAUUGGAGUAAUAUUUCUAUCAACUGACUUCCUGAAAUCUAUUUAAAUUGACAUUAAAAGUUAUGUAACAGUGCCUUGAAGGAAUUAGUUUACCAUAGUUAAGUUCAGUUUUCCACUUUUGUAAUAUGUUUAAUAGUUUCAGAGGAGACCUGACCGCAAAAUCUAUUUUUCUAGUGACAGACUACUGAGCCUAGUGCUUCUAUUACGCUUGCCUUAUUCUACAUUCUGAUUUUGUACACUGUGCUUACUCAACUUGUUUUAUUGUUUUUCUUGAACAGCAAUAUGAAUACAGAAAAUGGAAUAGAGUCUGUAUGGUUGACGUAUAUGCAGUAACAAGAACAGUUAUGAGUAGUUUGAUAAUAUUGUGCUUACAAAUAAUUCCAAUAAAGCUAACCAUGAAAAAUUCAUAAAGUGGAGAGUGAACUUAUGUCUGACAUCUCAGAAACAAGUAGAGAACUCUCUCAUUUCUUUUUAUAUCUCUGUUCCCACAGAUGUUAUUUUAGACCUAAACUGCUCAUUUGCUUGAGUACCAAACUCUACUUGUAUCUAUAACCUUCUAGAUGGAAAUUGCCAAAGAUAGUGAUAUGCAACUAAUGCCUUUGUAAGUGCACAUACUGCAUCUGGAAUACUUUCAACACUUUUAAUUUGGUCAUCUAUGUUAGGAAUCCAUUAUCGCAUUUCCUCUGUUAGAGGAGGUGGUAGUGUGGGGGAAGGAUUAUCUUCCACUAGACAAUAACAACCUAAAUAGAAUCAGUGGGGUAAAUAUCAGUCUCUGAGAUAGUGUUCAUUUUUUUAU